AUGGCGGGCACUUCGACUCCAGGCACUGAGGGGCCUACGUUUGCGCCCCCGAGCCUGCCAGCGGGCUGGAUCGCCCAGUGGGACGGCUCCAGCAGAAAGUAUUACUACGUCCAGCUGGCCACGGGCGUCUCCCAAUGGGACAUUCCCACCGAUCCCGUUCAGACGGGCACGCCGGUUCCAGGCGCCGAGCACCCCUAUGGCUCGCCGGCGCCGCAGGUCAUCACACACCCGGACGGCUCGCAGACCAUCAAACACGCCGAUGGACGCAUGGAGCCCAUCAUGCCAGAUGGCAGGGGUCCUGACGGGCCUGAUGGUGACCGAGGACUUGGGUCAAUGGCUAUGAACAUGCUCAUGGGCGGCAAGGGUUCUGGUGGCCACGGCAGCGGCGGCGGCUCUGGAGGCGGCAAUCCCCUCGGCGGCCUGGCUGCUCAGUUCCUCGGAGGCGGUUCGCAUGGAAGCAGCGGCGGCGGCCACGGCAGCGGCGGUGGUAAGGAUUCCAUCGCGGGAAAGCUGGUGGGACAACUGGCGUCGAACCUGUUCUCGCCUUCCGGCGGUGGAAAGCCUUCGCAGUCGCAGAGCUACCAUGGCGGCUCAUCAGGCGGCGGCUCGCAUCAGCAGGGUGGGCAUCAGCAGGGUGGUCUGGCCGGCGUCGUGGGUGGUGGUUUGUCCUCCCUAUUUGGAGGAGACAAGCCGAGUCACGGUAACCAGAGCUAUGGCUACUCGAAUUCCGGCUCGGGCGGUAAUACAUACUCUGGACAGGCACCCACUUACAACCCUCCCGGAUCUACUCACGGCGCAACGCCAUCGUCGUCACAUACGGGCACACACCAAAGCCCCCCCUCUGGCAAUCACCAAAACUCCUUCCCUCCACCGCCUUCAGGAGCACCACCGGGCGGCCAGACUUACGGGCAUCAGUCAUAUGGCAGCCAAUCCUACUCGCAUAGCCCGGCGCCUGCUCCCAGCCCGUAUGGCGGAUCGCACGACCAGCAUGGCGCACAACACGGGGCCGGUGGCUAUACCCCCCAGCAGCCAAGCUAUGGCUCUCCUUCUCACCAGCAAGGCUACGGAGCUCCCUCACCUGGCGGACACCAACCGAGCUAUGGCGCACCGGGAGGACAGCAUCAGCCUGGAUAUGGCGCUCCUCAGGGAGGACAGCACCAGCAAAACUACGGUGCAACGACGCCGGGUGGUCAUCCGCAAUACCCUCCUCCUCCAGGCCAACAGCAGCAGUACCCCCCGCCUCCCGGACAUCAACAGUCGUUCCCUCCGCCGCCCGGACAGCACCAGCAAUACCCUCCUCCGCCAAGCGGACCACCCGGCGGCUACAACCCGUCGUAUGGUACCCCGGGCGGCCAGCAACCCUAUGGUCAGCAGCCCUACCAGCCAGGCCCUCCUCCCGUGCCCCAUGGUAGCCACCCAAGCCAAGGAGGAUAUGGUGGUGGCUACUAA
This is a messenger RNA of Trichoderma aggressivum f. europaeum, 1449 nucleotides long. RefSeq lists its product as uncharacterized. The record is from RefSeq and is a predicted model, not a curated record. Gene Ontology annotation, molecular function: protein binding. NCBI's taxonomy places the organism in Eukaryota, Fungi, Ascomycota, Sordariomycetes, Hypocreales, Hypocreaceae. The coding region runs from base 1 to 1449 and encodes 482 amino acids. The transcript has 3 exons.